AUGUGCCGCACAGGCUUUCUAUCCAACACAGUGUGUCCCGACAUCAGCGAAGACGACAAGCCCCGUCCGUCGCACUUCCCUUGCUACCCUUGCAUCAAGCUUGAGGCCCGAAUCGAGGCCGAAGCUCAGAUCCGAUUCGAGCAACACGAGUUUGCCAAAGCCUACGAAGCUCGUGAGCGUGUCAUGAGAGAGAAGCAGGCAGCAGAAUUGCGGGCCAAGGAGGAACGUGUUCGACGUGAGGCUCGUGACAGGGCGGCAAGAGAGCGAGAGGCAGAGCAGCGUAUGAAGCGCGAAAAAGAAGAGGCUGAGCGCAGGGCUAAGAAGGAGGGAGGUGCUUGGAUUGAGACUUCAGUUGGAAAGAAGCCCAAGAGCAAGAGAUGCGGCGGUGGUAGUGGCUCUGCAAGCACUCCCGCGAUACCAUUGAAUUCUCUGUCCACCCUCAAGAUGGCUACUGCUCCCAAGAAUAUCAACGAGAUCGGUGGAGGGGUUGGGGGUGGUGAGAGGAUGAGUCCCAAGAAGGAUCGUGUUGACCCUGGUGGUAGAGCUGGUACUUGGGGACCUAAGAAGAUCUUGAGCAGACAGGAGAACGUCGCUGGGAUCAACACACAUGCAGGGAAGUGA
Messenger RNA from Alternaria arborescens, 621 nucleotides. RefSeq lists its product as hypothetical. The transcript has a single exon. The coding region runs from base 1 to 621 and encodes 206 amino acids. Lineage: Eukaryota; Fungi; Ascomycota; Dothideomycetes; Pleosporales; Pleosporaceae. The record is from RefSeq and is a predicted model, not a curated record.